Messenger RNA from Zychaea mexicana, 1417 nucleotides. RefSeq names its product WD40-repeat-containing domain protein. Bases 170 to 1396 code for a protein of 408 amino acids. Gene Ontology annotation, cellular component: anaphase-promoting complex. Gene Ontology annotation, biological process: positive regulation of ubiquitin protein ligase activity; anaphase-promoting complex-dependent catabolic process; positive regulation of anaphase-promoting complex-dependent catabolic process. The record is from RefSeq and is a predicted model, not a curated record. The transcript has 2 exons. NCBI's taxonomy places the organism in Eukaryota, Fungi, Mucoromycota, Mucoromycetes, Mucorales, Lichtheimiaceae. Gene Ontology annotation, molecular function: ubiquitin ligase activator activity; anaphase-promoting complex binding; protein binding.
CAAAGACCCGCAAAAAGUCGCAGGUAUACACGUAUAAUUAAUUUUUUGUUCAUGAGGAUAGAGGGGGGAAAUUUGCCGAAACCAGUCUGUAUGAACAUUAUGCUAAAACGCGGGCCCACCCCCAUCCAUUGUAAACAAGUAUGACCGGCUCAUACCCAACCAUAAUGGCAUGGCGUCACUUCACUACCACUUUGCCAAAAACAACAAAGACACGUCGCAAUACCUUGAACACAGUGAAAAAGCAUAUCGCGAGCACAUUGCAGAAGCUGUAGGCAUCGAUCCCAAACAGCGUAUCCUUAAUUAUUCUGCAGAAACACCAAAAAGGGCUUCUGGCGACAAGCACAAAGCAGGCCCUGCUGGUAGUAGUAGUAGUAUCAGCAGCGCCGCCUCCGACACUAGCAGAUCGUCACGAGUACUUCCAACACGGCGAAUUCUGACGGCAGCAGAAAAAAUCCUAGACGCACCGUACAUGACUGACGACUUUUAUCUCAACCUGCUCGACUGGUCCAACCAGAACAUUGUUGCAGUAGCUUUGGACAAGGCAAUCUAUCUCUGGAAUGCGGAUUACGGUACAAUCAAGACGUUGGACUACAGCAGUGAAGACGCAAUCACCUCGCUAGCAUGGGAAAUAAGCGGACAAUUCCUAGCAGUCGGCACAGACUCUGGCGAUACGCAGAUCUGGGAUGUAGAAGCCAACCAGAAACUUCGAUCCAUGCGUGGCCAUAUGGGCCGCGUGGGCGUUCUUUCGUGGAACAAAUACAUGGUUUCCUCAGGCGCCCGUGAUGGCAGUAUCUGGCACCAUGACGUGCGUGCGGCUAACCACAAGGUGUCCGAGCUCCAUGGCCACGUGGAUGAAGUGUGUGGUUUGGAGUGGCGGUCGGAUGGAAUGAUGUUAGCAAGCGGUGGCAACGAUAACACGGUCCAUCUGUGGGAUGCUCGCUUGACCAAGCCCAAGUUUAGUAAGACAAGCCAUUCUGGUGCUGUCAAGGCUAUUGCGUGGUGCCCUUGGGAUUUGAACUUGGUUGCUACCGGUGGUGGAAGAGACGACACGCUUAUCCACUUUUGGAACUCAACCCACGGUGGCAAGGUCAAAAGUGUAUAUACCGGCUCGCAAGUUACUUCACUGUUGUGGUCGAAACAUCAUCGCGAGAUCGUGUCGACCCAUGGCUAUCCCAAAAAUCAGCUGACGGUGUGGGGUUAUCCAGCAUUGAACAGAAUUGUUGACAUUCCCGGCCACGAGUCCAGGAUCUUACACUCAGCACUGAGUCCGGACGGGCAGGUUGUUGCCACUGCUGCCGCUGAUGAAAACCUCAAGUUCUGGCGUAUCUUUGAGCACGAUGGAAAGUUGGUGGGCAAUGAACGAAAACUUAUGCGGCGAAGCAACAGUCUGCGAUAAAAUUUCGAUCAAUUCGUUUCU